CAGUGCCCUUCUCCGUGCCAGCUAUGAGUUCCUGCAACUUCACACAUGCCACCUUCGUGCUUAUUGGUUUCCCCGGACUAGAAGAAGUCCAUUUCUGGAUCGGCUUCCCUCUGCUUUCAAUGUAUGCUGUGGCCGUGUUUGGAAACUGCAUCGUGGUCUUUAUCGUAAAGACGGAGCGCAGCCUGCAUGCUCCCAUGUACCUCUUUCUCUGCAUGCUGGCAGCCAUUGACCUGGCCCUGUCCACAUCCACCAUGCCCAAGAUCCUCGCCCUCUUCUGGUUUGAUUCCAGGGAGAUUGCCUUUGAUGCCUGCAUUGCCCAGAUGUUCUUUAUUCAUGCUCUCUCGGCCAUUGAGUCCACCAUCCUUCUGGCCAUGGCCUUUGACCGUUAUAUAGCCAUCUGCCACCCAUUGCGCCAUGCUGCAGUGCUCAACAACACAGUAACAGCCCAAAUUUGUGUGGUGGCCGUGGUCCGUGGAUCCCUCUUCUUUAUCCCACUGCCUCUGCUCAUCAAACGGCUGGCCUUCUGCCAGUCCAAUGUGCUCUCGCACUCCUAUUGUGUACACCAGGAUGUGAUGAAGUUGGCACAAACAGACACAUUGCCCAAUAUGGUCUAUGGUCUUACUGCCAUCCUCCUGAUUAUGGGCGUGGACGUCUUGUUCAUCUCCUUGUCCUAUUUUCUGAUUAUACGAACAGUUCUACGACUGCCUUCCAAGUCAGAGCGGGCCAAGGCCUUUGGAAACUGUGUGUCACACAUCAGUGUGGUAUUGGCCUUCUAUGUGCCUCUCAUUGGCCUCUCAGUGGUACAUCGCUUUGGAAACAGCCUUCAUCCCAUUGUGCAUGUUCUCAUGGGUGAUAUCUACCUACUCCUGCCUCCUGUGCUCAAUCCCAUUAUCUAUGCUGCCAAAACCAAACAGAUCAGAACUCGAGUCCUAGCUAUGUUCAAGCUCAGCUGUGACAAGGACCCUCAGACUGUGUGAAGCAGGUGACCCUUCCCACUCCACUUUCCCUUAUCCUUAAUGGCUUGAUAAUGACUUAUUAAUGCUAGCCGAUAAGCAUAUCAAUGCUUUUCUCCGGUUUGAUCUCCAAAUUCUGUCUCAGCUCAGAGUGAAAUUUGGGGAGAUAUCGUAAUUCCCUUCCAUAGGUCAAAAUGUUAUUUAUAUCUUUACUAUAUAAAAAAUUUAAGUAGAAAAUCCACCAAUGCUCCAAUAAGUAUUUAAAAAAAAAAGAAAGAAGAGUGCUAAAAAUACAGUUGGCUUUGAAACAAGAGACAAAUUACUCUAUCUGACUAGUAAUCCAAGGUAGCAUUUUUGUCCAUCAACUUAGCAAUUUUUAUUAAUGAGAAUUUACAAUAAAAAAGGAGAUUAUGUUAAAACAUAUAAAGUGUCCCAAAAAAUGUAUACACACUUUAACAGCUGAUAACUCACUUAAUUUUCACUCCUUUUCAAGUUUAACUGAUUUGAAAUAAUGGGUGAAGCCAGACUAGGCUUUGAACAAAUAAACUUUAUCCUAAAAUAUCACUAGACAAAAUAUAAAGUUGAAAAUAUGAAACCAGCAACAGUAGAUGAAUACCGAACGAAAUGAUUCUUGAUGUUUGUGAUUCCAUUGCUUCGUGUUAUUAGCAGUACCAGAAUGAUCAUCAGUCUGAAAACAGGCAUUGACAAAAAUAAAUUAUUCAUUUCUGCAGAUUCUUUUAAAUUUUGAAAAUGAGCUGUAUGUUAAUAAACACUGACUUUAUAAUCAUUCAAAGUAUGUAUACAUUUUUGGGACACCCUGUAUAGUCUUAAACAUCACAGCUGAUGACAUAAUUGGCAGUAUGAAACAAGAACUUUUUAAAAGUUGUAUGCUUUAAUGCUGAAAUUGCACUUUUGAAAAUACAUCCUAACAAAAUAUCUAUAAGUGGCAGAAAAUGGGUUUUUCAAAACAGAUAUUAAUUACACCACUAUUUACAGUAAUCAUAUACUAGAAAUCUCCUACCAUAAUAUGUAAAUGUAAGGAAGAGUAAACUCAAGUAUGGCCCAUUUACCUAAUGGAAUAUUAUGUGGAAUAAUCCAUAUUAAAGAAACAUUAUAUGGCCUUUAAAGACUCUGCUAAAAAACAAAACAUGCUAUAAUUUUAAGAAAAACAAUAGACACAUGCUUGAAACUAACUUGAAAAAUAAACUAUGCCUUGAAGGAAAUAUGCUCAAAUUAUUAGUGACUUAUUUUUCUUCCUAUUUUCUAAAAUUUAGCUGGUAUGUAUAACUUUUUAAAUGGGAAAAUAAAACAGGUAACUUAUAUAAACCAGGGCUCAUCACAGACCUCACGGUUUGCUUACUAUACAUUACCUGAGAAUUUUAUCUAAGCCCUAAAUAAUAAUGUCAAUGAAAAUAUUUUGAGUGCUUACAAUGUUCCCGGCACUGUAAUGAGUGUUUUAUGGGUUUUAUCUGAUCUUCACAACAACUUUAUGAGGUAAGUAUAUUUUUGUCCCCUAUUAUAAGUGAGAGAAAUGAGGCUUACAUUAACAAGAUAACUCAUACAGUUUGUGUGUGCUACGCCAAGAUUUGAAAUUACAUUUGAUGAUCAAAUAUAGUUACUUAAUUUCCAUGUUAUAUUGCUUCCUAUUUAACAUCUGCCAUUUAUUUCCUCAGCCUGUGCAAAUUCUCUGUUUUCUCUCUGCUGUGUGCUUAAUGAGAUGAAUGACUAUGUGUUUUGAGAGUUAACCCUGCCCUUGUUGUGGGCAACAAAUCUGGAUUACUCUUCAUAUUCUACAUCCUGCUUCUUUCCAGAUUAAGGGAGAAUAAUAUUUUUGUCUAUUUACCUCUUGCACCUUCUCAAUCGUA
Molecule: messenger RNA, 2818 nt
Organism: Myotis myotis
Lineage: Eukaryota; Metazoa; Chordata; Mammalia; Chiroptera; Vespertilionidae
Product: olfactory receptor 51E2
Exons: 1
Coding region: 24-977 (317 amino acids)
Biological process (GO): G protein-coupled receptor signaling pathway
Cellular component (GO): membrane
Molecular function (GO): olfactory receptor activity; G protein-coupled receptor activity
Source: RefSeq, a predicted model, not a curated record